Messenger RNA from Seminavis robusta, 1578 nucleotides. Lineage: Eukaryota; Bacillariophyta; Bacillariophyceae; Naviculales; Naviculaceae. The record is from the annotation of a GenBank genome assembly.
AUGAUGAAGAUGACGGAGGUUUUCUUGAACCUCCAGGUGCUGAGUUUCUCACAAUCAGACGGUGACGACGAUGCGUCUAUACCCGACAUCGAACCGGGGAUCGACAUUCCGGACGAUGAGACUAUACCCGACAAUGAUGAUAUCGAACCGGGUAUGGACAUUCCGGACGAUGAGACUGAACCGGGAAACACCGUGAGACCUAGACCUUACCCGCAAGACGAUGAUGACAUCCAAGAACCUCCCGCGAGCAAACCGAAACCCAAUCCUGAUGGUGAGGAAGACGAUGAUCCGCUUCAAUGGUUGGAGGAGGAGACUGACGAGGAAGAUGAUAUUGACGAGGAUGAUGGUAUACUUGAUGAUCCACUUCCUGUCGAACCUGUUAGCCCCGAACCUGAACCCAGUUUGGAUCCAGUCCAACCUGAUCCACUCCAACCUGAACCUUUACCUCCUGCAAGUCCUGAUCCUCCGACUCCUAACGAACGUCUCAAAGAUCUGAUUAAUAAAUACAGGGAGGGUCCUGGUGACUAUAUUUGGACUAAUAAUAUAGUCUGUGUCAGGAAAGGUCCGGACGGAAAAGAGUACGAAGUCAGACCUUCUGGUGUCUUCCAGAGCUUACCUCCAUUGAACUCUAGUGGGAAACUGGAUAACGCCGCUCAACAUCUUGCUGACCACAACAAUGCUCAUGGUGUCACAUCUCACGAAGAUGGUCAAUACCAGAAUGACGCGGACUGUGACAUGGGAGAUCCUACCACAUGGCGCAAAUGCAAUGCACAUAUAAAACGGGCUCAGGCGUUUGGGUACAAUUCUACGUAUGUUGUCGAGAAUGCUACAGGGAUUCUACCUGACGAGGGCCCUGAAGAUGCACUCAAUAGGUGGAUCUGUUCGGAUUUCCACAACCAAAAUCUCCUCAACCCCGAAACGACUGAAAUUGGGAUUGGAUGGACUGAUGACCAGAUUGUCUUCGUUGGUGGAAAGUGUAGUGAAGUUUGCACUCUUAAUAGGAGUGGUGGAACAUCUUGCUUCUGUAGGGCUGGAGCACCGGAGAGACAGGAUAAUAACGAGGACUCAGAACGGACUCUUCUUAACUUAGUUGAUUCCUUCAGGAAAGAUAAUCUGCUGUUGAUGUUCCAACGGGAAAACGAAGAACUGAAGGCUGCGGCGACACAUCUUGCUGCUCAUAACUAUUUGAAUUCUACCCUUUCACAGGAAGAUCAAGAUUAUAACGGUCCUGACGCACACAAGGAAAGGGUUAAGGAUUACAAAUACAAUUGGCCUUCAGGGAGUUCUGAUGUCAUGCAACUUAUUGGUCAAGUUAGAUCUGACCUAUCCGGUAAUGACGUCAUAAACGUAUUUGAAACAUGGAUUACGAAUCCAGAAGUGAGGGAUAGGUUGCUUUACCCUUUGCUUGACGACAUAGGGAUUGCAUGGAUUGGGGAUAUGGUCGUCCUUAUUGCCGCAAACGACCCUAGCAUUUCCAAUGAUGAUCUCAUUUCGGAGAUGCAACACGAGUACGAAUCGGAUCCUAUCGGUUUUUGUUCCAGGUACAACUGCCUGCAAUACACCGGAGUCUGUGUCUGA